Molecule: messenger RNA, 852 nt
Organism: Durusdinium trenchii
Lineage: Eukaryota; Dinophyceae; Suessiales; Symbiodiniaceae
Source: the annotation of a GenBank genome assembly
AUGCAGCCCAGGACGACAAUAUGUUCAAAGAGUGAGCCCAGCGCAUCACCGUGGCGUGAAGUCUUUGGGUUUUCACGGGACCGGCAGUGUUGGGAUUGCAUGCACCUUGUGCACUUGGGUUUUCUGCGAGAUAUCACCGCAAGCUGCUUAGCAGACAUGUUCCAAACAGGAGACCUGGCGGAUUAUGUGAAUCUUGCUCCCGGAGCAUCUGCUGCGCUUGUUUUCUGGAGGGUUGGUGCGCUGGCUGAACAAUGGGCCAAGCAAAACCAACUUGAUCUUGGGGCUGUCCGGCUUACAGAAGAGCGGCUGAACUACACGCAAACCACAUACCCAUGUUUGGACAGUUUGGUGAAAGCAGCGCGCGGCAGAGUGCUUUUCGAAUAUGUCUGCAAGAUCUGCUUGGAUGUGGAACGCAACUUGCCUGCAGAUCGACCUGCUUCAGACAUAUACCAUUCGCAGUUGAGAGCUUCGAUGUGCUGGUGCCUUUCUGCUUGUCUUAGCAUUUGGUCGAAAGGCAAAAAACCAAAGUUGUCACAACAAGAAAAAGAAAAGUCAGUGUGGCUCGGCCGCUCUCACUUAGUGUGCUACGCGGCUCUCGCUGCUGGUGCACUUGCUCAACAUCAGUUGCUGUACAAGGUUCGCCCAAAAUGUCAUUACUUCGAACAUGCUUUAGAUGAAUGUGCAUUGUGGGGAAACAAUCCCUUGAGUCAGUCCAGUUUUUUGGAUGAAGACAACAUGAAGAGCCUCAGGAACCUGGCAGUUAAAUGCCACCCAAGGACCGUAAAGGUCACGUGGGCCAGGCGUUACAUUUUAAAGAAAGUGCUGCUGUGGCACAAACUCAAAGCAGAGUGA